Messenger RNA from Aspergillus mulundensis, 1035 nucleotides. RefSeq names its product ankyrin repeat domain-containing protein. Gene Ontology annotation, molecular function: protein binding. NCBI's taxonomy places the organism in Eukaryota, Fungi, Ascomycota, Eurotiomycetes, Eurotiales, Aspergillaceae. The record is from RefSeq and is a predicted model, not a curated record. The transcript has a single exon. Gene Ontology annotation, cellular component: cytoplasm; nucleus. The coding region runs from base 1 to 1035 and encodes 344 amino acids.
AUGUCUCUCACGUCACUCCCCUGCGAACUUAUACUCUGCAUCGCAGAAUACCUAGCACCACAAGAUCUCAAUCACUUCGUCCGCACAGACGGAAAAUACUACCGAUUCCUCAACACACGCCUCUACCAGCAGAACUUUUCCAUUGCACUAGCAUGGGCUAUCUGUGCCGACUUUCUGCCCACCCUCCGGAAAUGCGUUGAUCUUGGAGCUGACAUUCAAUCGGCUUCACUGACACCUUUUGGCUAUAUCCCAAACUCAAACGACAGAGGUCUCAUAACUCCUUUUGAACUUGCUGUGAAGUGUCACAGCGAUGAUAUGGCAGCGUUCCUGCUUGAGCAAGGAGCUAGCCCGAGAUCUUUUGAUUGGGAGAUGUCAAUAUUCACCAUGAAGCUUUUACCGCAAACAUUCGCGGCGCGCUUCUCAAUGCCGAAAAACCUGGAUUUUGAGAUGCCAAUAAUCGACACGAAGCUUUUGCCGAAAACCUUCAUGGCGCUCUUCGAUCGUGGUCUAUUUUCUAGAUGCAAAGACAAGGACCGAGGGGCAGCCUGGGCUCUACAGCAGAUGGUCCAGUUCGGGUGCGAGACGGGAGCAAGAAUGCUUCUUGAGCGCACCGACCUUGCGAUCGAUAUUGACCGUGUCCGUAUCAGAGACCCCCCGUAUACCGGUGCCUCAGCCCUGACCAUCGCCGCACGUUAUGGCGACGUUAAACUCGUGCAGCUCCUGCUUGAACACGGCGCAUCAGUCGACCUCAGAGGUAAUGAUGGAGAGACGCCUCUACUGGCGCACCUUGGCGCUGGACUUGUUCCCAAUCCAAGUGAACAAAUUGUCAAGCUUCUUGUUGAGGCUGGAGCAGACGUCAACGCUAGAGACUGCCUUGGGCGUACGCCGCUGUGGAAUGUGGCUGGCAAUACGCAGACCUUAAUAUGGGAUUAUCUGUUGGAGCACGGAGGCGAUGCGGAGAUACACGAUGAAGACGGUAUAAGUGCCACGAUGCGAGUCAGAUAUUUCAAGUUCCUCGAUGAGUAUCAGACCUAG